UACCCAGUAUUUGUACUUUCAUGCAUAUCGCGACAAUUCUUUGAGUACGAAAAACGCGCUGCCCGUCCGGCAGCACUUGUCGCGACCAUGUAUAUCAAGCAGAUCAUCAUCCAGGGCUUCAAAAGCUACAAGGACCAGACGGUCAUGGAGCCCUUCUCACCAAAAACAAAUGUCAUCGUCGGUCGCAAUGGUUCGGGCAAGAGCAAUUUCUUUGCCGCAAUUCGGUUUGUCCUCAGCGAUGCCUACACACAAAUGAGUCGCGAGGAGCGUCAGGCCCUACUACACGAAGGCUCCGGCUCUGCAGUCAUGUCUGCCUAUGUCGAGAUCAUAUUUGACAACAGUGACGAUCGAUUCCAUACCGGCAACAAGGAGGUUAUUUUGCGCCGGACAAUCGGUCUUAAGAAAGACGAAUAUUCCUUGGACAAGAAGGUCGUCACCAAAGUUGACGUCACGAAUCUGCUAGAGACUGCAGGUUUCUCUAAAUCCAACCCAUACUAUAUCGUGCCCCAAGGCCGCGUCACCGCACUGACCAAUAUGAAAGAGUCCGACCGACUGAAUCUACUCAAGGAAGUUGCCGGGACACAAGUCUACGAAUCUCGUCGAACCGAGUCUCUCAAAAUCAUGACAGACACGAAUAACAAGAGAGAGAAGAUCGACGAGUUAUUGGACUACAUAAAGGAGCGGCUGAGUGAGCUAGAGGAAGAGAAGGAGGAACUCCGAGGCUAUCAAGAUAAAGACCGAGAGCGACGCUGCCUCGAAUACGCAUACCAUCGCAAGGAUCAAGUUGCAGUCGAAGAGGCGCUCGAGGAGCUCGAAGAAUCACGCCAAGGCGGCCUUGAGGAUACAGAUGAGAACCGUGACGCUUACAACGCGGGCGAGAAAGUCAUUGCCUCACUAGAUGCUGAGAUUCACAAACUUCAAAAGCAGAUGGAGCUUCUGCGCAUCGACCGCCGACAGCUAGAAGAAGAUAGGCGUGAAAAUGCAAAGGCGCGGGCGAAAGCUGAGUUAGCCGUCAAGAGCCUAUCAGACAGCAUGUCGGCUCAGGAACAGGCAAAGGAGGAACACGCGGCGGAAUUAAACCGUGUCAAGACAACCAUCUCAUCCAAAGAAACUGAGCUCAAAAAGUUAAUGCCGGAACUGGAAAAAAGGAAGCGGAAGGAGGCGGAGGUAAGACAGGCUCUUGAUACAGCAGAAGCUGGAAGACAGCGACUCCUCACGAAGCAGACGAGAGGCACGCAAUUUCGUAGCAAAUCGGAACGAGAUAACUGGCUUCGAAAGGAAAUAGACGACCUCAACAUGACCUUGGGCACACAGAAGGCAACACGUCUUGAUGCUGAGGAGCAAGUUAACAAUAUCCAAACAACUAUCCGGGAAUUGGAGGAGGAAAUCGAAGCUCUGCGUCAAAAGAAUGGGGCCUUCGGUAGCGACCGAGCUGCCCUCGCUGAAGCGUAUAACAAAACCAAGGACGUUGUUCAUAAACUCCAAGAGGAGAUAAAGCAGCUUCGUAAGAAAGAUGAUACCCUAGACAAAGAAUUGCUGGACGCACAGGAGGAAAAGGUUAAGGCUGAAAAUGUUCUUCGAAAGAGCAUGGACUCCAACACCUGGCUAGGUUUGGAAUCGAUCCGCCGACUCAAACAGAACAAGCUGGAGGUCGAAUCACAUUUAUGCCGCUCUCAAGGUUACAGCCAAAAGCAGCAAAGCUUCCAAACGCGCAAGAUGCGAUACCUCUUCUCAACAAAAUCAAGUACAACCCCGAAUACGAACGGGCAUUUCGUCAAGUUUUUGGCACUACCAUUGUUUGUCGUGACCUCACUAUCGGUAGCCAGUAUGCGAAAAGUCAUGGGGUCAAUGUUGUAACUCUGGAUGGCGAUACGACAAAUAAGCGUGGUGCCAUGACUGGUGGAUACAUAGAUCCCCGAAGUUCACGACUGGAUGCUUUGCAGUCCUUGAAGGAAUCGAGAGAGAAAUAUGAUGCGUUAAGAGAAGAGGUAUCUGUGCUUCAACGGGAACUAGAAAAGAAAGAUCAAGAAGUCAGCCUUGCACAGGGUGAGGAGCGCAAAGCAGAGCAACAGCUUCGACAGAUGGACAAUAGUCAUGGCCCCCUUCGCGCAGAGUUGAACACAAAGAACAGCCAAGCUGCCUUAGCAAGAGAUCGGCUUGAAACAGCCAUUGGACGGCGUGACCUCGUUGACAAGAAUAUGAAGGAAUUCGGUGAUAUUCUACAUGCUCAUGAAGCAGAGCUGGCGUCAGACUUUAAGAAAGCUCUCACAGCUGCAGAGGAGCGGCAAUUAGCAGAAUUUGGUUCUAGAGCGCAAGAGUUUCAGAAGGAAUGGAAUGAGGCCACCGCCAAUCGGCGAGAGCUCGAGAACCGCAAGAACAAGCUUGAGCUUGAUUUACGCACCAACCUUCAACUGAAGCUCGAUCAACUCACCAGCCAAGCCAUUGAAGGUGCUUCUAGUGGAAGUGAUGAUUUAAGGGACGCA
Messenger RNA from Xylaria bambusicola, 2483 nucleotides. Its product is annotated as RecF/RecN/SMC N terminal domain-containing protein. The coding region runs from base 88 to 1857 and encodes 589 amino acids. Gene Ontology annotation, biological process: mitotic sister chromatid cohesion. NCBI's taxonomy places the organism in Eukaryota, Fungi, Ascomycota, Sordariomycetes, Xylariales, Xylariaceae. Gene Ontology annotation, molecular function: cohesin loader activity; double-stranded DNA binding; ATP binding. The transcript has 3 exons. The record is from RefSeq and is a predicted model, not a curated record.